AAUUUGAGCUCAGCCGUCGUGGGUUACACAGUCACAGUGGGAGGACGGUCCUGGUGUCUGUCGUCAGGGCGAAGGAAGGAUUCUAGACUCUUUGGCGAGAUCUCGCUCAUCCAAAACCUGGAUUUUUCAAUCUAAAAAAAACAAACACACAUUCACUUAGAUUUUUUUCUUUUCCGACCUUUUUGUGUUUAGAAUAUCGAACCGUAAUAAAAAUGGGAGCCCACAUGUCUAAGGGAGACGUAGCUGUUGAGGGGAAUGUCUCCGCCGACGUUGCUGCCGCCAAAGCCAACGGCCAGGAAAAUGGCCAUGUCAAGACCAACGGUGAUGUAUCCGCCAAGCCUGACGGGGAUGUCGCCGCUGCAGACGGCAAUGGCACAGCUGAACCAGCUAAGGAGGGAGAGGCCGGUGCUGGGGAUGCCAUUGAGCCUGCUCCUGCGGUGGACGGCGAGGCCGCCAAGACUGAGGUCGAGGCCCCCAAGGACGCAAAAAAGAAGAAGAAGUUCUCCCUGAAGAACUCCUUCAAAUUCAAGGGUAUCUCACUGAAGAAAAGUAAGAAAGGCAGCGAGGAGGCCAAGGAGGAGACCACCUCCCCUGCAGGCGAGGCGAAGCCCGAGGAGAAUGGCCACACGGCCACGGAAGCCAAAGAUGAGACGCCAGCCAAUGAGGCCAAGGAGGGCGAGACCGUCGCUGCUCCAGAGGGAGAGACCAAGGACGCCGAGGAGGCCGCUCCAACCACAGAGGCCGCUCCCGCCGAGGAGGCAGCUCCUGCCGCUGCCCCCGCUGAGGAAACGACACCCGCUGCCCCCGAGGGCGACGCCAGUGCGGAGUGAUUGCACCAUCAGCGAAUGAACUAAUUUUCCAAGAUUAAAGUAUAUAAAUAUAUAUGAGAGACUCAUGCCACGUUCUUCAAGUUAUACAACAAAACUACAAAAGAAGACAAAGGAUAUAUCACAUCUGCUGAUUCAACCACCACUUCACUUGCCUCUUUUUUUUUUUAAUCAGUCCUUGACAGACGGAAUCUCACCGGGCCCUCAAUUUGAUGAAAGUGUCUCCCCCUUAUGGUACACACAGGGAGUGGCAUGUGGAGAAGGUAAUGAACUGAAUGUGGAGCAAAUCAGGAAUAUAGUACAGACUCCCCCCCCCCCCCCCCCUGCCCAAUUCAUGGAGUCAUCCUUCAAAGUGGCAACCAUGUUUUUUCUUCUCAUUUUUUGGGAUCUAACGACUGCCAUUGCUGCAAAGCAAGACAUACCAGCUCCUCUAUUUGAAAUGACUUAAAUGGACGCAUAAACUUUUCAUAUGAUCUUAAUUUUUAGAACUAUACAUUCCUACGUUUUGCCCACAAAUUUCAAAUAUUUUGUCAUGUAAAAGGAGAAGAAUGAUGGGGAGGUGGGAUAAAACCAGUGUUUUUUUUUUUUGUGCAUUUUGAUUUCUUUUCAGACUAAAGUCCCCAUUCAAGUUUCUUGAGUAUUGCAGUGUUCACAUUUCAGAGUUUAUGAUGCAGGAGUUGGGAUUGUGUACAAAAUGUGAGCUUUUUAUCUGCAAAACUUCUCUGUAAAUAUGUUUUGGCCAAUGUUUUUGGUUCUCUUUAUUUUGCUAUCGUUUUGAAGAUGUUAAUGGUUUUAUUGUAACUUUUAAUAAGGGUAAAAUAAAUGUUUGAUCCCCA
Molecule: messenger RNA, 1663 nt
Organism: Hippocampus zosterae (dwarf seahorse)
Lineage: Eukaryota; Metazoa; Chordata; Actinopteri; Syngnathiformes; Syngnathidae
Gene: marcksl1a
Product: MARCKS-like 1a
Exons: 2
Coding region: 213-830 (205 amino acids)
Biological process (GO): actin filament organization; central nervous system development
Cellular component (GO): cytoplasm; plasma membrane
Molecular function (GO): calmodulin binding; actin filament binding
Source: RefSeq, a predicted model, not a curated record